UUAGCAAAUUACAAGUUUUACCGAGACGAUUUUAUUAUCACGGAUAGAUGCAAAAAUCACUUCCAUGUCUUCGAAAUGGAAAUUAAUCGAUAUUAUGUAUCGAUUUGAAUUCGCUGGCUUUCCCGAACAUGCCGCGCGUACUUACUGACGUUUGUGUUUCGCGCGUGAUAGUCGCAAAUCUAUCGAGCGCAUCGAUCGUCGCCAUCGCGCUGGUUCGGGCAGUCGCGACUUGUCUGCCAUCGUGGGGGUUUCGUUGCAGGAUUAAGACUGUGAAGUGCGAAAUUUUGUGAAUUGUAAUCGAGCGUAGCACAGUCGUCUCUUCGUGUAAAGCUCGGCGACGAGAGCUCCGAGAGUCUCUCGCUGGAAAUCGCCCGCGACGCGAGUCGACCGCGGCUGCAGGGCUUCGACGAGGACAUCGAGGAACGGGCGCAACCGAAGAUGUGCGGCGGUUUUACGUGCUCCAAAAAUGCGCUGACAGCACUCAACAUUCUCUACAUCGUUGUUGCCUUUAUACUAAUAGGAGUUGCUGUAUAUGGAAGAGCAUCUGCCUUAGUUACAAACCUUCCUAUUAUUGGUGGUAUUUUGGCAUGCGGAGUGAUCCUGUUUCUUAUUUCUAUUCUGGGUCUGAUUGGCGCUGUUAAACAUCAUCAGGUUUUAUUGUUCUUUUACAUGCUUAUAUUAUUUCUUUUAUUCCUCAUUCAAUUUAGCAUCGCCUGUGCUUGUCUUGCUGUCAACACUAAACAGCAAGAACAACUUGCAGAACAAGGCUGGACACAUGUUGAAUAUGAUUUGAAGAGAAAAGUUCAAACCACUUUUAAUUGUUGCGGAUUUAAUGGUACUAGUGAAGAUCCAGCUGUACCUUGCGAUGAGAAGGUUUGCUGUCAAUCAAUUGAUACCAGUUUAAUGCCUUGUCCACCUUGUCCAACAUGUAUGCAUAAACUGCAAUCUACCAUUGACUAUGCGUUCAAAUUGUGUGGUAGCAUAGGAUUAUUCUUUAGCUUUACGGAGUUUGUUGGUGUAUGGUUGACCGUGAGAUACAGGAACCAGAAAGAUCCACGAGCUAAUCCUAGUGCUUUCCUCUAGUCUAACACCAUCGCCAUGUCCUCUGUCACUUCAUAUGAUCCUCCUAACAGAUGGUGAUUGCAGCUUUCUUGGCAAGACAUUACCGUAAUCAAUUAGAUCCACAGGAAAAAGCUGCAAGAGCUAUUUUUCCGCGGCAUAAUUAUUUAUAUUGAUUCGAUGAUACAUUUGAAAAAAAUUUCAAUCUUUCUUUAAUCUUUUUUUUAUUCAUAUUAUUUCAUAUUACUUUUAUCGGGU
Molecule: messenger RNA, 1317 nt
Organism: Camponotus floridanus (Florida carpenter ant)
Lineage: Eukaryota; Metazoa; Arthropoda; Insecta; Hymenoptera; Formicidae
Gene: Tsp97E
Product: tetraspanin-13
Exons: 7
Coding region: 439-1083 (214 amino acids)
Cellular component (GO): membrane
Source: RefSeq, a predicted model, not a curated record